UUAUUUUAUUCUAAAGUUUGCUAAUAUUUGAGGAAAGUCCUCUUCUUCCUCUUGAUUCUCCCGCCGCCGCCGCCGCCGCUGCCGCUUUUGUUGAUUAUUAGCUGCUUCAUUUCUCCUUCGUCAGUGGCAUAAUAACCCUAGCGAGCAGCUCAUUCUAGUCGAACUUUGGAGUGAUUCGCUAUCCAUUCCUGCAACUGAGUGCAGAGAGAUAGAGGGAGAGAGGAAGAGGAACCUUGGAUUUCGAUGGCAGGUGGAUCGGAAGUGGCUGAGACUACCCUUUCGUGUGUGAAAUGCGGCAAACCUGCACAACUUCAGUGCCCGAAGUGCAUGGAGCUAAAGCUUCCUCGUGAAGGAGCUGCCUUUUGCACUCAAGAUUGUUUCAAAGCAUCAUGGAGCUCGCAUAAAUCAGUUCAUUUGAAGGCAAAGUUGUCCUCACUUGGGCAAAAUUCUGAAUCAGUCAGUGAUGAUUGGCAAUACUGCCUGAAGAAAGGACAGGCGCGGACGCCUAAACUUCCUCAGUUUGACUGGACUGGAAGUCUGAGGCCAUAUCCAAUAUCUCCUAACAGCAUAGUCCCUGCGCAUAUUGAUAAGCCUGACUGGGCUCUUGAUGGAAUUCCAAAAAUUGAACCCAACAGUGAUCUGCAGCAUGUUGUCGAGAUCAAAAGCCCUCAACAGAUUGAGAAGAUGAGAGAAUGUUGUCGGAUAGCACGGGAGGUUUUGGAUGUGGCUGCUCGAAUGAUUCGACCCGGUGUGACAACUGAUGAAAUUGAUAAAGCGGUGCAUGAGGCGACUAUAGCUGCAGGAGGAUAUCCAUCUCCUCUUAAUUAUCACUUUUUUCCAAAGUCUUGCUGCACGUCAGUAAAUGAAGUAAUCUGCCAUGGAAUUCCUGAUGCAAGGAAAUUAGAAGAUGGUGAUAUUGUGAAUGUUGAUGUCACAGUGUACUACAAUGGUGUUCACGGUGAUCUCAAUGAAACAUACUUUGUGGGAAAUGUUGAUGAAACAUCUAAGCAAUUGGUACAGUGUACUUAUGAGUGCCUAGAGAAAGCAAUAGCCAUAGUAAAACCUGGUGUUCGAUUUCGUGAAAUUGGGGAAGUUAUAAAUCGGCAUGCCUCAAUGUCCGGGUUUUCUGUGGUGAAAUCUUAUUGUGGACAUGGUAUUGGAGAGCUCUUCCAUUGUGCACCAAAUAUUCCGCACUACGGAAGAAAUAAAGCAGUUGGUGUGAUGAAAGCAGGUCAAACAUUUACCAUCGAACCAAUGAUUAAUGCAGGCGUUUGGAGAGAUCGGAUGUGGCCAGAUGGAUGGACUGCAGUUACAACUGAUGGGAAACAUAGCGCACAAUUCGAGCAUACUCUCUUGGUGACUGAGAAGGGUGUUGAGGUUCUUACCGCAAGGUUGCCCUCAUCUCCGGACGUGUUUCCAUGGCUAAAGCCGUGAUGAUCCAUAGCCAUGUUGGCAAUGGUUGGGAAAGAUGGUUUUGUUCCGGAUCUCAUGGUAGAAUUAUUUUUCAAGAGAUGAACAAUUGAGCAAGGACUGCAAAUCAGGAUAACUUUUUUUUUUUUUUGACAAGUUCUGGAUUUUGAUAUCUUCAAUGUGUUCUGUAUUCAAUUCUUCUUUCGUUGGAAUGUUUCAGAGCUGUAGGCUGAACUCAUAUUGGACAUUGACAAAGGUGCAUCGAGUUAGCGAAAUCUUAAUUGAAAUGGAUGUAUGAAAUAAAGAAUUCGAUGCGCCUAUAAUCCUUUACUAGAUGUAACUUUUCUCAACAUAUUAUGUGACAUACUGAAAAAGAAAGUGCGAGUGAA
Messenger RNA from Punica granatum (pomegranate), 1799 nucleotides. NCBI's taxonomy places the organism in Eukaryota, Viridiplantae, Streptophyta, Magnoliopsida, Myrtales, Lythraceae. The record is from RefSeq and is a predicted model, not a curated record.